ACUGAACUCUUUCUGUAUUGAUCAUCCUCCAAAUCUUUUGUGUUCACUGCUGCCGCAUGUCCUUCAUCUUUCUGUAUGGAACAAUUUUUGUGUAUAUCGUGGAUAAAAGAUGCUCCUUGGAACAUAAUAUUCUCUGUCUGCCUUUCAGAUAUCCUUUGAGUGGUUACAUCAUGGCUUCCAUCACUAUGCCCACCUCAGAGUGGAUCAGCUUCUUCAAGGAGGCCGGCAUUCCCGCAGGACCUGCUGUCAAUUAUGCUGUGACAUUUGUGGACAACAGGAUCAGCAAGAACAUGCUUUUGGAUUUGAACAAGGAGAUCAUGAAUGAGUUGGGCAUUACAGUGGUGGGCGAUGUGAUAGCCAUACUGAAACAUGCAAAGGUAGUUCAUCAACAGGAUAUUUGUAAAGCUGUGACUGAGCCUUCUAACCAGACCAGCAUACAGAAUGAACUACGGAGGACUGCUAAUAGCCCAGCCACAAGAAUGAUUGCAAACAGUCUAAGUCGAGACUCUCCUCCAUCCACUCCUGUCCGCAGACCUGAAACAAGCACAUCUAAGAUCUCCGUUACAGUCUCCAACAAAGGGGCUCUGAAGAACGCACAGUCAGCCGUGCCUUCACCUGCACCUGACACUGCAGAGGUUCCAGUAAAACGUCGCAAGGUGACAUCUGAGAUUGAAGGGAAAUAUGUCAUUAAUAUGCCAAAGGGGACCACGCCUCGGACAAAGAAAAUUCUGGAAGAACAGGCAGCUAAAAGUUUAACCAGAACGUCGGUCUUUGACAGACUGGGAGCAGAGAGCAGAGAGGACACAACAACUGUAACAAAGCCCACUGGAGUCUUCAGCCGUUUGGGUGAUACAAUUGGUCAAGAUCAUUCACCAGAGAGCGAUGAAGAGGGCAGUGUUCUGCAGUAUGCUGGUGUUCUUAAGAGAAAGGGUACCACCAUUAUUAGAGAGAAGCUUUCCCCUGGAGUUACUGUGAAGGCCAAAGCCACAAGCUCUGAACCAAAGUCUGUCGUCACCACUAUUAGGAGACUCUCCACAAAGCAUCCUGCAAGUGCCCCUGCCAAGCUCACCACUCCAAAGAUCAGCAUAGCACAAAGGCUCGGCACCGUCAAAAGAGCCAACCCUGAGGAAGGAAGAAAAAGAAAAGUGCCCUCGGCUGCACUGGUGAAGCGUUUGGGAAAGCUGCAUUCUGAAGCUCAAGACAGCAAAGUUAGCAGUAGCAAGCCACCCCCAACUGCUUUUAAGAUUACUAUCAAGCGGACUAUCGGGAACCCUCGCGUGACCAGUUCUAGCGAUAACCGCAGUGCUCAGAUGGACAAUACUCGCAGUGUAAGCGUCUUUAAGCGGUUAGGAAGAAAAUCGUUAUGAAGUGCAAACUGUUUUCUUUUAUUGUAUAUUACAGGACACAGGUUGAUGUUCAGGAACUCCAGUUAUGCUAUUACCUCUGGGAGACUGGACGG
Molecule: messenger RNA, 1459 nt
Organism: Rana temporaria (common frog)
Lineage: Eukaryota; Metazoa; Chordata; Amphibia; Anura; Ranidae
Gene: C9H19orf47
Product: chromosome 9 C19orf47 homolog
Exons: 8
Coding region: 57-1367 (436 amino acids)
Cellular component (GO): nucleus
Source: RefSeq, a predicted model, not a curated record